Molecule: messenger RNA, 2748 nt
Organism: Erigeron canadensis
Lineage: Eukaryota; Viridiplantae; Streptophyta; Magnoliopsida; Asterales; Asteraceae
Exons: 7
Coding region: 309-2648 (779 amino acids)
Molecular function (GO): protein binding
Source: RefSeq, a predicted model, not a curated record
UUAAACGGUGGGUCCAAAGUAAACUCUAGAUCUUUGUAUUCUGCAUUCGUGGCCCAUUGAAUUUUCACAAUUGGAAUCCAUAUGAAGAUGUAUGGUUAUAGCGUUUUCAGUGUGUCACUUGGACAUAAGUUUCAAAUGUGAUAAGGUGGAACUGAGAUAGCAAAACGGAUUUGAAGUAACGUACGUCGCCUUAGCAGCCCUCUUAACAGUACAAGUCAACUAGUCAAGUGUAUCUUUCUAGUCUCUCUAGUAUAAAAGGUAAAGAAAAUUGAAGGACUGAAGACAGAUAAAUUAAGAUAUCAAGUGUUAUGGCAGCUUCCUCUUCCAACAAUAAAAGCUUCAUAGUGGAAAUUGGUGAAGAAUAUCCAUACCCUUCAUAUGUUAUUGCCCCACAUUUUGUUACUGUGAAGCUGAGUGGUAACGACAAAUACGAUGUGUGGAAAACACAGAUGCUAUGUCUCUUGAGGAGUCAUGGUAUGCUCGGUUUCAUUGAUGGAAAGAUUGUAAGACCCUAUGAGGAUCGAAACUCUAGUAGGAGGAAAUUCGUAAAAGACAGGAAGAAGGCAUGGAUGAGGUCCGAUUCACUUGUUACCGGGUGGAUACUUGGUUCACUCUCUGAAGAGGCAGCAACUGAAGUUAUCAAUUGUCUUAGUGCCAAACACAAUAAUUCAGAUUUCACUGCAAGAGAUGCAUGGGAUGAGUUACAACAUAGAUAUGGUCCUUCAAUACCAGUUAAUUCCUCCACUGAAAUCACUAUUGAAGAAGAAGAAGAAUCAAAAACGAAAGAGACAGAAACACCGACAAACAAAGCAAAUUCAAUACCUGAAGAUAUAGAGAGAAAAGUCAUAUUAAAAGAAUUGCACUUUUGGAUUAAAGUUGGAAUUUUGCGAGGUGUUCGUUACUUUCUUGACAGACAUCAAAUUAAACCGACGGAGAAAAUAACCAUUAAUGGCAACACAGUACUCCAUGUGGCAGUGGGUUUUUCAAAGGAGAAUCAUGAAAUAUUGAAGCAUUUGUUGUCCUUAUUACCGAAAGAGAACUCACUACUGGAUUUGGUAAAUUCAGAUGGAAGCACCCUGCUUCAUGUUGCUGCUAUUUUUGGCAACACCGAAGCUGGUAAGAUUCUAUUGAAAGAAAAUACGGAUUUGUUAUUAGCCCAGGACAAGGAUGGUCACACGCCACUCGCAUUAUCCCUUACUAAUAUGCACACCGAGACAUCUCGGUGUCUUAUAGAUCACAUCAAAAAUAACGAGAUAAAGAAGAAUUCUCUGUUUUCCGGCAGAAGUGGUGAUGAUCUUCUAGUUCUUGCAAUUUCUUCUAAAAAGUUUCGCUUAGCAAAGGAUUUGCUGACGCAUUACAAAACUAUACAUAGUGAAGCUGUGCUGAUGGCGUUAGCUCAAAACUUCCCAUGUGAACUCAACUUUUGGGGAAGGAUAAGAAACAGGAAGAUGAUCAUUUAUAGAGUAGUGGGUUUCGGUAACUUCAGAUGUAUCGGAUUACGUGGUUGCUGUUGCUGUGAGGCAAUACUGGAACUUUUCCUUCGUGGAAUUAUAAUGAUUCAGCUUUGUUUCGGGCUAACCCUUUCUUACAUUGUAUGGCCAUUCAUUAAAAAGAGAGUUGGAGUUCUUAAUGAUGCUUCCGAUUUGUUAUUUGAAGUAUGUCAAAAAAUAUAUGAGACCACCAAUCGUAGUAAGCGGUAUUACUUAAAUCCUGUUUUUGAAGCCACAAGACAAAAUGCAUUCGAGGUUGUUCAACAGAUUGUGUCACAUUUUCCGAAUGCAAUUAAGGGUACCAAUGAAGAUGGCCACGAUUUUAUCCAAUAUGCUGUAAUCAAUCGUUCCGAUGCGGUUUACAACAUGCUUUACCAAAUGAGCGAAGAUACCAACAUUGAUAAGAACAUUUAUAAAACAAUCAAUGACACUUAUCAUAAUAACCUCUUGCAUUUGGCAGCAAAAUUGGCACCUUCCAACAAAUUGAAUCUUAUAUCUGGUGCAGCUUUGCAAAUACAACGGGAACUCCAAUGGUUUAAGGAAGUAGAAGGAUUCGUAAAUCCCUUAAUCAGGAUUCAAAAGAACUCUUCUGGCAAAACACCUGAAAUGGUAUUUACUAAAGAACACAAAGACUUGGUGGUCGAGGGAGAAAAAUGGAUGAAGGCAACUGCAGAGUCGUACACAAUUACAGCAGCCUUAAUCACAACAAUUGUGUUUGCAGCGGCUAUUACAGUACCCGGAGGAAACAACCAGGAGACAGGCAUACCCAUUUUUACAAACAACGUCGCCUUCACAAUAUUUGCAAUAUCAGAUGCCAUAUCAUUAUUUGCAGCCGUUACAUCGUUGUUAAUGUUUUUAUCAAUCCUCACCGCACGUUUUCCUCAACAAGACUUUCUCAUCAAGUUGCCUAGAAGGUUGAUAGUAGGCCUCUUAGCCUUGUUUAUCUCGACAACAACCAUGAUUGUUGCUUUUGGAGCAACAUUAUACCUUGUGUUUGGGCAAGGGGACACGAGGAUCCUUAUUACGAUAUGUAUAUUCACAUCCUUACCGAUUACCAUGUUUGUGAGGUUGCAGUUUCCUCUUAUUGCAGACUUGGUGAGUUCCACAUAUGGUCCUAGUAUGUUUAUUAAAAAGCGAUCAUAUAGUUAUAUUUUCUGAACCUUCUUCUAUCUUUAUAUGUUUAUAGUUCGUUCUCUAAGAACAAAUGAUUGGAGAUAGAAUUUGAUUGCUUAAUUAAUAUUGCAAGAUUAUUUAUAUA